Culex pipiens pallens (northern house mosquito) is the source of this 752-nucleotide messenger RNA. Its product is annotated as ER degradation-enhancing alpha-mannosidase-like protein 3. Gene Ontology annotation, molecular function: mannosyl-oligosaccharide 1,2-alpha-mannosidase activity; calcium ion binding. Lineage: Eukaryota; Metazoa; Arthropoda; Insecta; Diptera; Culicidae. The transcript is spliced from 2 exons. The coding region runs from base 453 to 737 and encodes 94 amino acids. Gene Ontology annotation, biological process: endoplasmic reticulum mannose trimming; mannose trimming involved in glycoprotein ERAD pathway; carbohydrate metabolic process. The record is from RefSeq and is a predicted model, not a curated record. Gene Ontology annotation, cellular component: membrane; endoplasmic reticulum.
UAAAAGAACGCUCCCCAGGAAGAAAAAAAAAGGUUGGUGAAGGCUGCAGCUGCAGAUUGCAAAGAAAAAUAGGUGCUGGCAAAGGCAAACUGAGCUGGCGUAAAAAGUUGUUCCAAUUUUCUGCGCUGCACUUUUGUCCCACGGGUGAAAAAGAAUGGCCCACUCUGGUCCGGGGACGGGUCCGUCGUCGUCCUGAUGGUGUGUACUUCCGUUCGCCACGGCGCAAAGACUUUCGACUCCGGAGGAGGAAAAUAGCGGAUUUUGUGUUUGUGUUCCGUCGGAGGGGGGGAAUCGGUCCGGAGAGUGGCCAAUAUAGGAAGUGGUGCUAAUUGAUUGGGUCCUCUUGUGCUCGGGUGGGGAGGAACCGUUUUGAGGUGGUCGUUUGUGUUUUUGUUCGUUUUGGAAGAGUGAAAGUUCUGUUUUUAUUCCGGAGAAGGUCAGAACGGUCUAAAAUGCGGACACUUCAAGAUCGAGGAGUGGCUCUGGUGGUGGUGGCGACCGUGAUGGCCCUGAGCUCGGUGGCCGCCGAACACAUUUCUUCCGUGCCAACGCACAACAUGUCCAACAAGGAGCGGAACGAGCUCAAGGAGGAAGCCCGUGAAAUGUUCUACCACGCGUACCGGGCCUACAUGGACAAGGCGUACCCGGCGGACGAGCUGAUGCCGCUGAGUUGCACCGGAAGAUAUCGCGGAGUGACGCCCUCCCGCGGGGAUCUGGACGACGUCCUGGGCAAGUAAGUCACAAAACUGGGA